Molecule: messenger RNA, 708 nt
Organism: Mycena citricolor
Lineage: Eukaryota; Fungi; Basidiomycota; Agaricomycetes; Agaricales; Mycenaceae
Source: the annotation of a GenBank genome assembly
UGCGAUUAGAUUAUGUCCAUACGAUACAAGCCAAUAUACUGCAAGUAACUAGGUAAGACUCAGAUAUACAAUCACGAUGGACGACUCAAAUGAGCCGCUAGAUGUCUUCGGAGUACACUUCCGACAUGAAUACUUCAUAGAGCUUCUUGCUCAACGCAGAUCCGAUAGCACGAACCCCACCCUCCGCACCGCCAACGCCUUUCAGCAUCUGAUUCGCCUCGGUGAUCUUUCUCUUGUUGCGCCCCUUGGAGGGGCCCCCGGCCAAGGCCUCUUCGCGUCGCUCCAGAGCCUCGACCUGCUCCGCUUCCUUCAGGGCUUCCCAAAACAGCCGAGGGGUGGGCCAUCGCUCAAUCACCGCCCCCACCUUCUCUGCACUCAUACCUUUAACACACAACAGCAUCCUGGCCCAUGUAUCCCGCACAGUCGUGAACCCAGACUUGGAGUUGAGUGUCUGAAAGUCUCUGAGCGAGGUCACGAAUGCCGUUUGAUCAUGUACGACGGAAUGACAUGCAGAUCCUUCAUCUAGACGGCGGUCAAUCACUGCCCAGAUCCAGUUGCCCUACGGACCUGGUGGGCACGAAUCAGCUGCUCGGUCAGCCCAGUGAGGUAUUCAAUAGUAUCGUCAUGGCUCUUGGUCUCCUUCACGAGAAAGCCAUCGACCACUUGAGUCGACGAUAACGCUGUGUUGAUCUGAACCCCCCAGUUUUC